Messenger RNA from Oncorhynchus kisutch (coho salmon), 3822 nucleotides. RefSeq names its product protein LSM12 homolog A-like. Bases 68 to 646 code for a protein of 192 amino acids. Lineage: Eukaryota; Metazoa; Chordata; Actinopteri; Salmoniformes; Salmonidae. The record is from RefSeq and is a predicted model, not a curated record. The transcript is spliced from 5 exons. Gene Ontology annotation, molecular function: RNA binding.
CGUCCAAGUGACGAGUUCACGUACUAAUUUUACGUAAUACUGGAGCUCCGCUUUCCUGGCGGAGAAGAUGGCGGCUCCUGGACCGGGGGAGUAUUUUAGCGUCGGCAGCCAUAUCUCUUGUCUUACCUGCUUGGGCCAGCGUCUGCAGGGAGAAGUGGUGGCCUUCGACUACCAGUCCAAGAUGUUGACUUUGAAAUGUGAUCCCUCCAGCAGAAAGCCAAAUCUCCACGACGUCAUCCUGAUCAAUUUAGACUAUGUUUCUGAAGUGGAUAUAAUAAAUGAUCGCACUGAAACGCCUCCUCUAGCAUCACUGAAUGUUAGCAAGCUUGCCAAUCGAGCACGGUCAGAGAAGGAGGACAAGCUAUCCCAAGCAUAUGCAAUCAGUGCUGGGGUUUCUGUGGAGGGCCAGCAUCUAUUCCAGACUAUUCACAAAACCAUCAAAGACUGUAAAUGGCAGGAGAAGAACAUAAUGGUGAUGGAUGACGUUGUGAUCUCACCGCCAUACCAGGCUGACAACUGCAAAGGCAAAGAGGGAAGUGCUUUAAGUCAUGUACGCAAAAUAGUUGAGAAACAUUUUAGAGACUUGGAAAGUCAGAAGCAACGUUCACAAGCACAGCAAACACAGAACUCCACUUUAUCAUCUUGAGUCAGCGCAGUGUGGGUCGGGCCAGCCAGGGAAUGCCACACUGUGGCGGGCUGGUGGACGGCACGGCGGGCAGUCUGUCUCGACUGCAGGACAAGGUUGGCAUUCCUAGCCCUCCUUGUCAGAGACCAGGAAGUUCCAGCGCUGAAGAGCACUGGGUCCAGAAGAUCAAAAAAAGAGGAAAAGACUUCAUCUUAAAUUAGACUUUAUAAAGAUAAUUUAAAACAUCAGCCAUGAAGCAACCAUAUAGUUAAAGGAAACUAACUUCAUCUCACUCAUCCCUCCCAUCAAUCCAUCAUUGUCCUCUUCUCCCCAAUGGCUUUUCUCCUUUUCCAUAAAUUUCAUUUAUUCAAAAAGAGAAAAAUAGACCAGUCAAAAGCUUGUUACCUUUAUUUUCUGUCAGUUUCCUUUUUGUUGCUAUAUCCAUGUUCUGCAAGUGUCUGUUUUUCUGUAUUUUAAACAAAACGUGACUUGAAAUGCCACACUUUAAAAGACAUUUUCUAAAAUAAAAGUAACAAAUUCUGACUAAUACAGUAAUUUCAAUAGCUUUUUGCGAGGCAAAGAACACAAACCUUUUGAAAGAGUCAAGAUGGCAAAUUGAUUUCCUGUUAGGUAUUUGUACAAUGAAUUGUGUUAUAUGGAACAUUGUCUCUGUAAAAGAAUGGUCAGUCAAUAGUGCAGUAGGCCUCAUUAAACAACUGUCCACUGCACUCAUGUUUCUGUUCACAUGAAGUGAAACCGAAUGUGAGCUCUCGUGAGAUCAGUCUGGUUUUACAAGGCUCCAGUAGGCUACCUUUUAAUCAUGACUGUAUUCAAUGUGCAUGGUCAAACUUGGCACGCCACCCUUUAUACACCUGACCAUUUACAUGCUGUCCCGUUAACUAAAACAUUAUACUGGUAUUGGUGCCAUUUAAAGUACAGAUAUGUAUCAUGUAAGUUGUUCAAUCGGUCCCAUUUUCUAGAAUUUGACUACACAUCCAUUGUUAUUUUCUCAUUAGAAAUUGAUUUUAUUACAGAGAACUGACCUCACAGAAUCCAGCCCUUCAUUACCUGGACAUUCAAUGAAUUCAAAUGCGAAACGGAUUCUUAUUUCUCCAAUGCUGGCCCCUGCUGUGCUUGCUGCUUCAAAGAACUCCGGACAGAGGAUACAGAACAAGAUGGGUGAAGGGAGGCUAAGUUGUCAUUCCAAUGGACUGUAAAUUACAGGUCAUUUGUGUCAGUGAUGUUACCUGUCAAAGUAGGAAGUGAGAAUCUGCAGGUAAUGUCAAUACGUUCCACUGGGUACCUGCUGGUCUGAUCAUGGAGUAGACUAAUUCAUGGACUGCUGGAGACCUGAUUGGACAGGGGCCGUGCUUCCCAACUCCAGACCUCCAGACCCCCCCCCCCCCCCCCCCAGCACACAUUUUUAUUGUAACCCAAGAGAAACUCACCUGAUUCAAGUCACUGAGGGCUCUAUGGUUAGUUGACUCAGGUGUGGGAACACUGGACUAGGGUGUGUAUUUUUUUUUGUUGAUUGAACCUUUAUUUAUCCUGGAAGUCCCAUUAUGGUCAGAAGACCUCUUUUUCUAUUGCAUAUUUAGAUUGACUGCGUACUAGAUAAUGAAGCUGUAUAAGUCAGAGGAAUAUGGUGGGAGGGGCCCAUUGUAAUGAAUGGAAUGGUAUCAAACAUGUUGGGCUCUGUUACAUUGAUUCCAUUCCAGCCAUUACAGUGGGCCUGUCCUAUAGCCCCUCUCACCAGAUUCCUCCGAUAAGUCUUUGUGUUGCUGAAUGACAUCUCAUCAAACAAAAUGUUCAAGAUGGUUUUAUAUUGUGGCAAACACAAAUCCCUAUUAUGGGAGUCCACCCAAAAUGGACCAUCAUACUUGAUCUAUUUAAUUGCUAACUUUCAACAUUCACCAACAGCAUCAACUAUGAACUGCAUCACAUGACCAUAUGUCCCCAUAACAGCUACAUUGUUUUAAAAAAUAAAAACAAACAGACCAACAAAGUCUAAGGGGAUCCAAUUUGGGAAUUGGAUGACGAUAACCAUAUGCAAACAGUGACCGUCUGGUACAACGGUGGUAGGUCUGAUUACCAACAAUGAGACGGCCUACAGGGAGGAGGUGAGAGCACUGGUGGAGUGGUGCCAGGUAAAUAACGUCAACAUAAAGGAACUGAUCGUGAAUGACAGGAGACAGCAGAGAGUACGCCCCCAUCCACAUCAACGGGGCUGCAGGGGAGAGGGUCAAAAACAUCACUGACAACCUGAAAUAGUCCCUUCACAAAGAGCGUGGUGAAGGCACAACAGUGCCUAUUCAACCUUGGAAGGCUGAAAUAAUUUGUCUUGGCCCCCCAAGACCCUCACAAACUUCUACAGAUGCACCAUUGAGAGCUGUAUCACCGGAGGGUGGUGCAGUCAGCCCAACGUGUCACUGCCUAAACUCCAGGACAUCUACAGUACCCAGUGUCACAGAAAGGUCAAGAAGAUCAUCGUCGAGGACCCCAGUCACGCGUGCCACGGCCUGUACACCUCGCUACCAUCAAGAAAGCAGAGACCGUACAGGUAUAUCAAAGCUGGGACCGAGAGCCUUAGAAAUCACUUCUAUCUCCAGGCCAUCAGACUGUUAAGUCACCACCAGCCUUAGUCACUGUUCUAGCCAGCUACCACCUGGUACUCUACCCUGCUGCUCUAUGUAAAUAGUCAUUGAACACUGGUCACUUUAAUAAUGUUUACAUAAUGUUUUACCCACUUUAUAUGUACACUGUACAAAAUAUGCUCUUUCCAUGACAGACUGACCGGGUGAAUGCUAUGAUCACUUAUUGAUGUCACUUGUUAAGUCUACUUCUAUCAGUCUAGAUAAAAGGGAAGAGAUGGGUUAAAUAAGGAUUUUUAAGCCUUAAGACAAUUGAGACAUGGAUUGUGUGCCAUUGAGGCUGUUGUGGUAUAUACUGUUUCUAGUAAUGGCGCAACCUAUAUAAAUACUGUUGUACACACCUUUUCCGUUCAUAUACUGUCUAUACACCAAUAUAUGUGUAUAUAUUCCUGUCUCUGACCUUGCUCGUUCAUAUAUUUCCUAAUUUCUUUAUGGAUUAUGUGUGUAUAGUUUAUUUUUAUUGCCAGGUAUUACUGCACUGUUGGAGCUAGAAACAAGCAUUUUACCUCAUCUGCGUACGCUAUCAAUAAACUUAGAUUUUAUACA